AUGGCAACGAAGGAAGCAGCCGAUGACAAUGUUUCUAUCCCUGCUUCAACACCAGCAGAUGGAGAGACAUACAGAGCAACAAAAGAUGAUUACCGGUCAGUGGAGCAAAAGGCAAUAGAUGACUGGCUUCCAAUUACUUCAUCACGGAAUGCAAAAUGGUGGUACUCAGCUUUCCACAAUGUUACAGCCAUGGUUGGAGCAGGUGUCCUAAGUCUUCCUUAUGCCAUGGCAGCUCUGGGAUGGGGACCAGGAGUUGCCAUUCUAAUUCUCUCAUGGAUCGUCACAUUAUACACUUUGUGGCAAAUGGUUGAGAUGCAUGAGAUGGUACCAGGAAAACGUUUUGAUCGAUACCAUGAACUUGGCCAGCACGCAUUUGGUGAAAAGCUUGGCCUUUACAUCGUAGUACCUCAGCAGUUAGUCGUUGAAGUUGGUGUCAAUAUAGUUUACAUGGUAACUGGAGGCAAAUCGCUGAAGAAAUUCCACAAAACUGUGUGUGGAAGCUGUAAGGAUAUCAAAACUACUUACUUCAUAAUGAUAUUCGCCUCUGCCCAUUUUGUUCUCUCCCAUUUGCCAAACUUCAACUCAAUCUCUGGGAUAUCUUUAGCUGCAGCUGUCAUGUCUUUAACGUAA
This is a messenger RNA of Salvia splendens (bonfire salvia), 630 nucleotides long. RefSeq names its product lysine histidine transporter 1-like. The record is from RefSeq and is a predicted model, not a curated record. NCBI's taxonomy places the organism in Eukaryota, Viridiplantae, Streptophyta, Magnoliopsida, Lamiales, Lamiaceae. Bases 1 to 630 code for a protein of 209 amino acids. The transcript has 3 exons.